AUGCAUCAUCCAUGGUCUCCGGAUCAGCCAGAUGGUGUCCACAUUAGUGCUUUGGAACUCGAUCAGCUUGAUGAAGGAUGCUUUCAAUUUGGAAGACCUGAUCAUCUCGACACAGAGAUCUUGUUGCCGAUUACCUGCGGUGAUCUUGGAGGGAAUAACGCCCAGGAGGUGGAGCAUAAUCUCGAGCAUUUUUUCUAUCUGGCAAGAAAAUGGGGAUGCGUGUUGCUUCUCGAUGAAUCGGAUGUAUUUCUAAGUGAGCGAAUGCCAGGGAAUAUCGUACAGAAUAGCCUUGUAUCCGUCUUUCUCCGAGUACUGGAAUACUACUCCGGAAUCCUAAUCCUAACAACCAACCGCGUGGGCCAAUUCAACGAAGCAGCCCUCUCGCGCGUCCACACCACACUCUUCUACACAAACCUCAACGAAGGCGACACGCUCAGAAUCUAG
Aspergillus glaucus CBS 516.65 is the source of this 444-nucleotide messenger RNA. RefSeq lists its product as uncharacterized. Gene Ontology annotation, molecular function: ATP binding; ATP hydrolysis activity. The coding region runs from base 1 to 444 and encodes 147 amino acids. The transcript has 4 exons. Lineage: Eukaryota; Fungi; Ascomycota; Eurotiomycetes; Eurotiales; Aspergillaceae. The record is from RefSeq and is a predicted model, not a curated record.